Schistosoma mattheei is the source of this 1269-nucleotide messenger RNA. The record is from the annotation of a GenBank genome assembly. Lineage: Eukaryota; Metazoa; Platyhelminthes; Trematoda; Strigeidida; Schistosomatidae.
AUGCGAGCAGAAUUGGAGUCGAAUCACGUGAAAGUAGAAAAAUUAAAAGCAAAUUUAGAAAAAUUACGUGAAGCUAUGCGUCGUGGUAUUAAAGUACGAAUUCAUACUGUACAAAAGAAUAAAACAAUCCAUAAUCAGUCAGGAGAUAAUCAGUCUAAAAUAAUUGCAUUAACACGUUUAAAUGAUCAAGGUAUUGAAAUACCAGUACAUAUACGUAAUCUUCCAGGAACUUCACAUACCAAUGAUAAAAACUUACAACGUUUUAAAUCUCAUGACUCAACUGGGCAACGGAUAGCCUUCUUCCCAGAAGAUAAUGAAGACCGACAAGUUGCUGAUAUGAUACGUGAUGAACGUUUACAUUCAGCCAGUGAUAUGGAUUUGGAAUUUUCAAGACUUGCUAGAAAGAGUGUAGAAGAUGAAUACACUGAUGCUUUUGUGAAAAAACGAGAUGCUGUAUCAUCUUAUAAGAGAAGAGUAUUUGCCGAGUCAAAGUGUUUAACUUGUCUAGAACGUGUUCCUAAAUAUUUAAUUGUUAGUCUUGGUGAAAAGGUGUUUUUGUCUUUACCUUCACAUAUUAGUAUGACACCAGGUUAUUGUUUACUUACACCUUAUGAACAUAUCAGUUCAACUACUCGACUAGAUGAAGAUGCAAUAAAAGAAAUCCGACAUUUCAAAUACCAAUUAACAGUAAUGUUCGAAGAGCAGUACAGUCAAUCAGGUUGUGUUUUCAUUGAAACUGCUAGUAAAUCGGAUACUAUUCGUCAUCAUGCACAAGUGGAGUGUAUUCCGGUUCCCAAAAAAUUAUACAGCUCACUACCUGCUUACUUUAAGAAAGCCUUAAGCGAAAUUGGCUCUGAAUGGGAUCAAAAUCGUCGCCUGAUCACAUUAAAACCGGGUGGAUCUGGCGCGUAUGGUGCAAUUCCUCCGAAAUUCGCUUAUUUAGCUGUAGAGUUCGGUACUACAAAUGGUGGUUUCGCACGUAUUUUAGAUGAAGAACAAGAAAUAUCUUCAUAUUCUGGACGUGAAAUUAUAGCUGGUGCACUAGACAAAGAGCCUCGUCUAUGGCGUAAACCAAAAUUGGAGAAUUUUGAACAUUUACGUCAAAAAGUUGUAACUUUUGAAAAUCUAUGGCAUACAUACGAUAAAUGGCAACCGAAUAAACUGAAUACUUAUUCUUCAAAUGAUGUACAAAUAAUUAAUGAUGGAGAGUCAGGUUCAAACAACAGUGAAUUUGAACCAGAAGGUCCAGCUUUACCUCCAGGAUAUUGA